Triplophysa dalaica is the source of this 1867-nucleotide messenger RNA. RefSeq names its product Nedd4 family interacting protein 2 (gene ndfip2). Gene Ontology annotation, molecular function: WW domain binding. The transcript is spliced from 8 exons. Lineage: Eukaryota; Metazoa; Chordata; Actinopteri; Cypriniformes; Nemacheilidae. Gene Ontology annotation, biological process: metal ion transport; positive regulation of protein ubiquitination; vacuolar transport. Bases 149 to 859 code for a protein of 236 amino acids. Gene Ontology annotation, cellular component: Golgi apparatus; endoplasmic reticulum; perinuclear region of cytoplasm. The record is from RefSeq and is a predicted model, not a curated record.
CUCCGCCCACUCGCUUUGUUUCUCGUUGUUAGACGAGACAGUAUAUGUGUAUAAGCGGUCGCGUUAAGGUAUAUUAUUGAGUGUAAGACCGAGAACUACAUUUAAUUUGAAUUUAUCUUCGGGUUUUAUUCGCCGCUGGCUGGCCGAUAUGAACAUGGAUCAGGCGGCGAGCCGCUACCGAACGCUGCACAAUGAGGACGAUCCCUCUGAAGGGUCCGCCAGUGCUGAGCCCUCCACCUCCUCCCAGGCUCCUAUGGAAGGCAUAAGUAACGCCACCACCACGGACACGGAAGCCCCGCCUCCACCUUACGCCAGCGUGGCCCUGGGAGCAACAGCCGCACCAGAAAGCGUGUUCUCAGGGGACUUUCCCGUGCCUCCACCUUACAGCGUCGCCACGUCACUGCCCACCUAUGACGAGGCAGAGAAAGCAAAGGCGGCGGCCAUGGCUGCAUCAGCCAUUGAGGUCAUUCCACGAGAUGAGGAUUUUCCGGUUCGGGAUGACUUCAGUGAUGCUGACCAGUUGAGGGUGGGGAAUGAUGGCAUCUUUCUGCUGGCCUUCUUUAUGGCCUUCCUCUUCAACUGGAUUGGAUUUUGCUUGUCUUUCUGUUUGACCAACACCAUUGCGGGUCGAUACGGUGCUAUCUGUGGCUUUGGUCUCUCACUGAUCAAAUGGAUUCUUAUUGUUCGGUUCUCCGAUUAUUUCACUGGAUACUUCAAUGGGCAGUACUGGCUCUGGUGGAUCUUCCUUGUGUUGGGUCUGUUGCUGUUCUUCAGAGGGUUCGUCAACUAUCUGAAGGUCCGCAACAUGUCGGAAAACACGGUGUCUUCACUUCGAACCCGCUUCUUCCUCCUGUACUAGAGGGUCGCCUCGCCAAACAUUCCUCCCUAAUGUGAAAUUCCUUGAUGAUUUGCAACCCGUCAGAUGAACUGGAGCGGAUCCCACGGAGGAAAAAGGGAAAAACAGGAGUUUCUCUGCCAAACUUUCUGAACUGAACUUGGUUAAAGGUUUUACUGCACUUUUGAAGGAGCACAGAACCACCACGUUCACACAUGAGGUUUUCACUUAAUAACUUCCCUUUUUGCUUCAGCUCGUGCGCUUCAGCUCUGGUUUAUAACUACUUUUGGAAAACUCAAAACACAAAGUCACUCAUCGGUUAUGACACACACACACACACACACACACACACACUGCAUGCGUAUUUGGUUUAUGAUAAUAUGCAGCCAAGAAGUCCUAUGCAAUGUGGUUUACCAAACCUUUAGAUGAUGAAACUAGAGUAGACUUUCAUCUUCGUUGCAUCCAGGUCAUUGGCCGAUUUGAUUGCUCCGCAGUAUUAAUAAACACAUCUUGAUCCAUAGAUAGAUUUUGACUUAUAAAUCUAGUGAAACAGUCAAACUAAAAUGUAAGAUACGAUUGCACUUUUUCUUCGGAGUUGUGUUUGGCUUAACUUUAUAUUAAUGAUCAUGUAACAUCAUUGAUGUCUUUCAAACUGGAAAAUGAAUUUGUACUUUUUGCCUUUUGCACCUUCCGGAUUUUUUUGUUUUUUUUUAAUGAUUAUUGGUUGUUGUAAGUAGUCACUUGCUCAAGCCGUGACCUGCGUAGAUGACUUCUUUAGUUUCUGGAAUGAGUGGACGCUGCUGUCAUUUGCUUCUAUUCAUCACAAGCUUCUUUAGCAGAAUGGCAGACUGAAGAAAGACCCGGCGACCUAAUUCACUAGAGAAGCAGGCGUACACUGGUAACUGUGUGUAAAACAACCAAACUAUUUUGUUGGAAAAGCUGAGUUGGUAUUCUCUGAUUGGCAGAGAUUGAUUGAUUUGUGUGAUGUUUAUUCUCUUGUCUCGCCAAAUGCCAAUAAAAUUUGGAAUCUCG